Messenger RNA from Syngnathus acus (greater pipefish), 4033 nucleotides. RefSeq names its product KN motif and ankyrin repeat domains 2 (gene kank2). NCBI's taxonomy places the organism in Eukaryota, Metazoa, Chordata, Actinopteri, Syngnathiformes, Syngnathidae. The transcript is spliced from 13 exons. The coding region runs from base 206 to 3181 and encodes 991 amino acids. The record is from RefSeq and is a predicted model, not a curated record. Gene Ontology annotation, biological process: negative regulation of transcription by RNA polymerase II; negative regulation of intracellular estrogen receptor signaling pathway; negative regulation of cell population proliferation. Gene Ontology annotation, cellular component: cytoplasm. Gene Ontology annotation, molecular function: protein binding.
GAGGCGCGCCGAGCAUCCUGGCUGCGGUGUUUUUGUCUGUCUGUCAGUGAGCGCUCCCAGGCCGAGGCGGCUGGAAGGAUUUACAAAGACGGGGGGCAGGCGGCGGCCUAAGAAAGCAAAAGAAGGACGGCAGUUAAAGAAAAACCGGCGACGAGCGAGCCCCCGUCGUUGCUGGUGACAAGUUUCCAGCAGCCGCCUGCCUAAAAUGGCUCAAGUGCUGCAUAUGGAGUCCGGCUUCCCAGGGAAGCUCAGCUCGCCGGCUCCCCCCUCCCUCCACGGCAAGGAGCAGGAGGCGCCCUACUCAGUGGAGACCCCCUAUGGCUACCGCCUGGAUUUGGACUUCCUCAAAUAUGUCAACGACAUCGAGAAGGGAAACACUAUCAAGAGGGUGCCCAUUCAACGGCGGCCGCGCUACGGCUCGCUACCCCGCGGCGGCUACGGCUACAGCGGCUCCUGGUGGACCUCCACGGAGUCUCUGUGCUCCAACACCAGCGCCGACAGUCGCCACUCCUCCUUCUCCUACUGCGCUCCGGGCUACCACACGACACACAGGCCCAACUUCAGCACCGCCCGCGUGGAGAAGACCUUGUUGGAUGCACGUCGGAAGCUGGAGGAGGAGAAGGAAGCGAGGAGGUUCUCCAACUUGGGCAGCAUGCACAGCAGCGUGGUGGGUUCCAACACCUCCAUCAGUAGCGCGCAUAGCUUCAACCGGGCCCAUGGUGCAGCAGCAGGAGGAGGUGGAGGAACCUUCACUCCUAUAAACUCUGGGCUGUCCACGCCGGUGACGCCCACCCCGGCCCACCUUCAGCACGUCCGGGAGCAGAUGGCGGCCGCCCUCAGGAAGAUCCGAGACCUAGAGGAACAGGUGAAGACCAUCCCCGUGCUCCAGGUGAAGAUCUCCGUCCUGCAGGAAGAGAAGCGACAGCUCAGCGUCCAACUGAAGAGCCAGAAGUUUCUGGGCCACACCAUGGGUUUCAACCGAGGUCGGAGCCGAGGCGAGCUAUACAUCGACAUUCCCGAAGAAGAAGCGAGCGCAGGAGAGAAGGUUGCCAACAAGCCACCGGGGGCGACGUCUCCCACCGCGCCGGAAGGCUCCAAACAAGACUCGGGAUGCGAAAUCGAGGACACUGUUAUCGUGGCCGGAGCCAGGCCGGAUGCUAAACGGGAGCUGCGCACAAUCGGAGUGGGACCGGAAGGCGAGAGGAGCAGUCGACAGGUCGGGGUAGGCGUUCGGGAGGUGGACCUGGGUCUCCUACCUGAGGCUGAGGCUCUGAAGAACCAAGUGGUUCAUCUGGAGGCUCAGCUGAAAAGAAUGAUGGAGGAGCUGCACGCCGCGCAGCUGCAGGCCACGUCCACCCCGAAGGACGAUGGCCCUCGGGCCGAGCACCCGGUGAUGGCCACCACCAUGGGCUGGCAGGAGCUGCAGGACGGCAACCUGCAGACUGUGGUCAGCUUCACGCAGCAGUCCCCCCACAGGCAGCAGAGAACCGUUGGCAUCCAAGUCUACACGCUGGAGCGGCCCACCGUGGUGGAGGUGGGCUCUCUGCUCCGAGCGGUCGGCUGCAGCUCGCCCCCUGGUGGCUCAGCAGAAGCUGCGACGGGGUUACCGAUUGCAGUCAGCUCCAAGCAGGUGCGCGACAUCCUCAAGAGCGAGUUGUCAACGUCCGUGCCCAUACCCAACAUCGCCGUCGGCACGGCCGGCGAUCAGAUUACCGCCGUGUACUUCAAGGAAGACGAAACGCGCCUGCAAGGAGGUGCCGAGACGCUUCAAGACGCCACAGCCUCGUCUCCCCAAUCCUCCCUGAGGUCCAUCAUGAAGCGCAAAGCGGAGGGGGAACCCGGCUCUCCAUCCACCAAGAAAAACUUGCACUUCAUUGGCGUUAAUGGGGGUUACGAGUCGACGUCGUCCGACGACAGCAGCAGCUCUGACGAGGAGAGCGACUCCAGCGAGUAUCACGAAGCCAGGGAAAAACUGCCAGAGUCCACGGCAGAGCACCAGCAAUCCUCCCGGCCUCUAGAGGGCGACGUACCCCCGCAGACAACAGUCCACUCGGCAACCGAGCGCUCCGACUCUCCGCCUGCAGCCGCGGACACAUCUCAACAGUCACCAGCGACCGAGUCUGCGGCACCAGAAUGUUCCCCCCAGACUUCAGCGCCCGGCGCCAGCCCGGCUGCCACAUGUCCAGCAAACGCUUCUGCCUGCCAGGAGAGUGUCGGCCCGACAUUAGCCACCAGCACUGAAUCCAAGUCGGCCGUGACCUCCUCAGCAACCCCUCCGUGUGCCACUCAGAGUUCAGAAGUUGCCGGGCAGCAGGCGGACUCCGCGGAUCCCUCAGAAUCCGAGUCUGUGAGCGUCCCCACAAAACAAAUCAGGUUGGAACUAAGCGACAGCCUCGUGUCGGCUCUUCAUGACCUUCAGAAGGCCCUCGGAGAGCCCAACGCCUUCAGCCAGCAAGGAGCGAGGGAGGCGUACACCAGCGUGCUACAAGAGUGGCUGCGCGUGUCCUGCCACAAAGCGGCGGACGUGGCGAUGGUCCGGGCCUACAUGGAUGCUUUUGCAGCCAUCUCGCCUCAGCUGCUGCAGUUUAUCAUCAACAUGGCGGACGGCAACGGAAACACGGCGCUGCACUACACCGUCUCGCAUUCCAACUUCCCCGUGGUCAAACUGCUGCUUGACACCGGUCUGUGUAAUGCUGACAAACAGAACAAGGCGGGCUACACGGCUAUCAUGCUCACCGCUCUGGCUGCCUUCCACUCAGACAGCGACCUUCAAGCCGUCCUGCAGUUGCUGCGAACUGGGGACGUCAAUGCCAAGGCCAGCCAGGCCGGUCAGACAGCGCUGAUGCUGGCGGUCAGCCACGGCCGGGGGGACAUGGUGCGAGCCCUCCUGUCCUGCGGGGCCCAGGUCAACAUCCGCGACGAAGAUGGCUCCACGGCGCUCAUGUGCGCCUGCGAGCACGGUCACGUGGACAUUGUGCGACAGCUACUAUCUGUGCCCGGCUGCAACGCCACCCUUACUGAUAAUGAUGGCAGCACUGCGCUCUCCAUCGCGCUGGAGGCCAGCCAGAACGACAUCGCCGUGCUUCUCUACGCUCACCUCAACUUUGCCAAGCCUCCUUCCCCUGUUUCUCCAAAAUCUCCUCUGCUGGGCUCUUCUCCUCCUGCCAGUGAAACAAAAUGAAAAGUCUCCCGUUGUUAGUGAAGCACAUUUUCAGUCGCCCGUCCGUAUUUUUUUGUUUGUUGUGUCUUAUGAGCGACUGAACUCCACGAAAUAACACGCGUGUUUGGAAGAACAUGAUGUCAGCCAUAUGGAAUAACAAAAGCAACAAGUGCCCUUGAUCGGUUGCGUCCGCUUUCUCACCACCGCGACAGUUUUAUCAGUAUUUAUACACCAAAUGUUAUGUAUUCUAUUUUUGAUAGUUUUUUCUUAAAUCUGAUUUACCUCAGGACCUCGGCGGAUGACUAUUUUUAUUUUAUUCGCACCAGCCAACAAAUGAAUACAUUUGAUAAGGUACUACAGUGUUCGUGAAGGAACAGAAACAGAAAGUGACUGAUGAGUAAGAAGGAAGUGUGUAAGUUAUACGGAAAUAAUAUAUGUCCCUUUUCGACUGGUAGCUAUCACACCGGAAAUCAAAGUGAUGUCAACAUUUCACAGACUUUUUUUAUGCCCACUAAACGGCCAUAUUCACUUUGGAGCAAGUCACGUUUUUAUAAAGGUGUUUAAUUUAAGCAUCGAUCUUUUUAUACACUUUGGGUCACUGGCGGCGCUAGUGGGGGGGUCGUGAGGGCACUGGCCCACCUGAAAUACGCUUGGAAUUUUUUAUGUAAUCCUGAAAAUAAAAGAGGGACUACAGAAUAAGUUUGUUUUAAUUACUACUGUCUGAUCAUAUUAAUGGCUUUUCUAGUAUUUCUGGAUGGAGUUUUGAGGUUUUCACAAAUGCGGGAAAAAAAUAAAAAACCAUUGUCAUUGGGUUUUGGUUGUUGUGUAACUUUUGAACAUUCGACACAUAAAGCUGACUAUGUAUAAAUAAGA